Molecule: messenger RNA, 813 nt
Organism: Australozyma saopauloensis
Lineage: Eukaryota; Fungi; Ascomycota; Pichiomycetes; Serinales; Metschnikowiaceae
Gene: PCL5
Product: Pcl5p
Exons: 1
Coding region: 1-813 (270 amino acids)
Biological process (GO): regulation of cyclin-dependent protein serine/threonine kinase activity
Cellular component (GO): nucleus; cyclin-dependent protein kinase holoenzyme complex
Molecular function (GO): protein kinase binding; cyclin-dependent protein serine/threonine kinase regulator activity
Source: RefSeq, a predicted model, not a curated record
AUGUUGACUCCAGAUAGCGAUCACGACGUUCCUAAGUCGGCUGUGUCUUCUCCUGAAGAGCACUACUCUCCAAAAGAUCUCAAGUACUAUAAUGGCCAUCUUAACAAGGCUCAGUUUAACUUGAUCUUAAUCAACUGUUCCCUCAACCUCCUCAAACUCAUCUACAAGGACUUUGAUGCGGCCAAGUUGCGGUACUUCAUCGUGGAGGUCUUGAGACGCUCCAAGACAACCACACAGUCAUUGCAAAUCUGUUGCUACUACUUCUAUCGCAUUUUGAGAGGCGAGCAGAAGAACAUUCCUUCAUGUCCCAAAAAGUUGUUCUUGGGCAUGAUCAUCUUGUCCUCUAAAUUCAAUCAGGACCACAACUAUUCUUUUAAAACUUGGUUGAAGAUUUGCGGAUGCAAGGAGGAUGAUGACACAUGUACUAUAAACUUGAAGAAGUUGAAGCAGGUCGAGAUCCAAUGCCUUGAGCUUCUCGACUACAACCUCUACAUCAACACUUCCAAGUAUGAGAACUGGUGCAACGUGCUCUUGAUUUUCGGGUACGAUUUCAUUUCCUUGCACCAGGUAUCUCUUGGCGUGAUGACGUGGUGUAAUGACCAGGAGAGCACCUUAAAAUUGGACCGGUGGAACAAAUUCUUGCUGCGUAUGGAUGACAAGCAAUUGUGCGAGGCAAGAGUUGACUUCAAACACUACUACGCCAAUCUUAUCGGCAAUAAGGUCGUGACCACCGCGCCUUCUAAAAUUGACUCUUUAUUUGGCAAGAGAUCCUUCGAGUCUUCUGAACAUCUUGAGGUCAAGAGAGUCUGCUAG